Vicia faba (fava bean) is the source of this 1632-nucleotide messenger RNA. Lineage: Eukaryota; Viridiplantae; Streptophyta; Magnoliopsida; Fabales; Fabaceae. The record is from the annotation of a GenBank genome assembly.
AUGUCUGUCUCUUCAGCUUCCUCCUCUCUCAUUCCCACCAAGUCACUAAUCCCAAACCCAUCCGCCUCCUCCUCCUCCUCAUUCCCAAUCGGGCUCAAGCCCAUCCCCACUCUCAAGCCCAACCACUCCCGCUCAAUCCUCGCCGUCCAUGCCGCCGAGCCCGCCAAAAACCCCGCGGUAGCCGAAAAGCCCACCAAACCCCAACCAACCACCAUUCCCCGGAACAUAAACUCCGGAAAAUGGACAAUCGACAGCUGGAAAUCCAAGAAGGCUCUUCAACUUCCUGAUUACCCUAACCAGGAAGAACUCCACGCUGUUCUCAAGACUCUCGAUGAUUUCCCUCCGAUUGUCUUCGCCGGAGAAGCGAGAACUUUGGAGGAACAUUUGGGAGAUGCUGCUAUGGGGAACGCGUUUCUUCUUCAAGGCGGUGAUUGUGCUGAGAGCUUCAAAGAGUUUAAUGCUAACAACAUUCGUGAUACUUUCAGAAUUAUCCUUCAGAUGAGUGUUGUCAUGAUGUUCGGAGGUCAAGUUCCGGUCAUUAAGGUGGGUAGAAUGGCCGGGCAAUUUGCGAAGCCGAGAUCGGAUUCCUUUGAGGAGAAGGAUGGUGUUAAGCUUCCUAGUUACAGAGGGGAUAACAUCAACGGUGAUGCCUUUGAUUUGAAAUCAAGGACACCGGAUCCACAGAGAAUGAUUCGGGCUUAUUGUCAAGCUGCAGCUACUCUGAAUCUUCUCAGAGCCUUUGCUACUGGUGGUUAUGCUGCUAUGCAGAGGGUUACUCAGUGGAACUUGGAUUUCACUGAACUUAGUGAACAAGGAGACAGGUACCGAGAGCUUGCUAAUCGUGUUGACGAGGCCCUUGGAUUCAUGGCUGCUGCUGGUCUCACUGUCGACCAUCCAAUCAUGAGAACAACUGAUUUCUGGACUUCACACGAGUGCUUGUUGUUGCCAUAUGAACAAUCACUCACUAGGUUGGAUUCAACUUCGGGCCUCCAUUAUGACUGCUCAGCCCAUAUGAUUUGGGUCGGUGAAAGGACCCGACAGCUGGAUGGUGCUCAUGUUGAGUUUCUUAGAGGAGUUGCUAAUCCCUUGGGAAUCAAGGUAAGUGACAAGAUGGAUCCAAAUGAGCUUGUGAAACUGAUUGAGAUCUUGAAUCCCCAAAACAAACCAGGGAGAAUUACUGUAAUCACUAGAAUGGGAGCUGAAAAUAUGAGGGUGAAGCUUCCACAUCUGAUCCGGGCUGUGCGUAGAGCAGGACAAAUUGUCACAUGGGUCAGUGACCCUAUGCAUGGAAACACCAUAAAGGCUCCAUGUGGUCUCAAAACUCGUCCUUUCGAUGCCAUCAGGGCUGAAGUGAGGGCAUUCUUCGAUGUCCAUGAGCAAGAAGGAAGCUUCCCGGGAGGAGUUCAUCUAGAGAUGACGGGUCAAAACGUGACAGAGUGCAUUGGUGGGUCGAGAACUGUCACAUUCGACGACCUUAGCUCACGCUACCACACACACUGCGAUCCAAGACUCAAUGCUUCUCAAUCACUCGAGCUUGCUUUCAUCAUUGCUGAAAGGCUAAGAAAGAGUAGGAUCAGAUCUCAGCCUCCUCUCACCUCUCCUCUUUCCACUCUUUCCACUGGUCUACUCUGA